This is a messenger RNA of Microplitis mediator, 1300 nucleotides long. RefSeq names its product putative gustatory receptor 28a. Gene Ontology annotation, cellular component: dendrite; neuronal cell body; axon. The transcript has 4 exons. Gene Ontology annotation, biological process: sensory perception of taste. NCBI's taxonomy places the organism in Eukaryota, Metazoa, Arthropoda, Insecta, Hymenoptera, Braconidae. The coding region runs from base 5 to 1213 and encodes 402 amino acids. The record is from RefSeq and is a predicted model, not a curated record.
AAAUAUGAAUCAAAUUUUAAAACGUAUAAAAUUUAUUAAGUUUAAUUUUAAAAAAUAUGGUUUAGUUUGUAAUCGAUAUUUACUAUUUAUGUUACACAUUUGGUUCAAAUUACUUGGAUUGUCACCGUGGAAAAUGGACACUAACUUGCGGAUAAAUACAGAAAUUCGAAAUAAGGGACCCAGAUUUCAUUUUUCAUACGUCGGAUCUUGUUACAAUAUUUUGGUAUUUGUAAUUAUCGUUGUGACUGCAGGUUAUAUACUACGUAAUUUAUUGCCAUUCUAUGGUGAUCAUUCUACUUUUACUGUUGAAGUACUAUCAAUAAAUUUAAAAAUUUUUUCAAUGUUGUGUACAAGUGUAAUACCACUUCUUUAUAUUGUAAGGCAACAAUUGUACAAAAAAAUUCUCAAUAAAUUUGAAACUCUGGAUAAUAAAUUGAAUAAAUGUGCGGAUUUCAAAACAGAAAAUGACAACAUCAAUUAUUUAAUAUUUUCGAUCUAUAUCGUGAUAAUGUGUUGCAUGGUAAUAUUAAGACAAUUAUAUUUCAAGGCAUUAGUGACUGUGAUGCUUGGAAGUUUUCCGGAUUUUAUAGUUAAUGGCUUAAUAAUACAAUACGCAAUGUUACUAAAUAUAAUAAAGAUACGAUUCAAAAACGUAAAUUCGAUUCUUUCAAAACUGGGGACUUCUGAAAGUAGAAUAUCUCUAUCACGUACAUCAGUUCUUGACGACAUUGGGAGGAUCAAGAGCGCGUACGUUGACUUAUGUGAAAUGUGUGAAGAUAUUGUGAGUUUUUAUGGAAUGCCUGUGUUGAUUGAAAUCAUUGUUAUUUCUCUUAAAACUAUUUAUAAUUUAUAUUACAUUGUUUUAAUCUUUCUUGACUUACGAGAGAGUGAAAAUAUAAUGUGUCUCUGUGUCUUACUUUCACUAUGGUACAAUUUUGUAUUUACGGCAUUAGCUACUAAUGUCUCUAAAAUAGUGAAACAGAAUAAAAAGACGGCCAUGAUCAUAAAUCUGCUUUUGGAUCGAUAUGCAAUGGAUGAGGAAAUAAAACAAAAAUUGACUCAGUUUGCAAGCGACCACUGGCAUUUGACUGUUGAAUUCACCGCUUGUGAUAUCGUACCUCUAGACCGUACCCUUCUAGCAAUAAUCAACGGCACGAUUGCAACGUAUUUGGUUAUUGCGGUACAAUUCCGUAUCAGCGCAAUUCCUGAUUGAUAAAUUCAAUAAAUAUUCGCUAAAGUGUUUUCACCAGUAUUAAAAUCUUUGUCAGUUUGUUGUUAAAAAAAAUUUUACUUGAUAUAU